Orbilia oligospora ATCC 24927 is the source of this 1878-nucleotide messenger RNA. RefSeq lists its product as uncharacterized. The transcript has 6 exons. NCBI's taxonomy places the organism in Eukaryota, Fungi, Ascomycota, Orbiliomycetes, Orbiliales, Orbiliaceae. The record is from RefSeq and is a predicted model, not a curated record. Gene Ontology annotation, molecular function: protein binding. The coding region runs from base 1 to 1878 and encodes 625 amino acids.
AUGCCAACUCUCUACGGAGAGGAGCAUGCGCUCUUACCCCGGGCGACUGGCGAUCUGUGUACAGUUAUCAACCAAGCCACCGCAAUCGUCGGUGGUAAAUUAUUCUACGCCGCAGGUACAUAUACAUUCACAGAUGGCAAUGUCCAGAUCCGUCAGCGUAAACUCUUCUCGAUAGACCUAUCAAACCCUGUCACCGCACAUACAACCAUAAAAUCUAAUAUCUAUAAAUCGAUCGAUACCCCCUCCGGAUUUCCCGUAAACUCCGACGCGGGAAUAGGAAUCUACACAAACACCACAAUAUACUUCUACGACCCUUCGAUAUCAAAUUCCAAAAUCUGGACUUAUAACGCCGAUACGGAAGAGUUUAAGGAAAUAACUGUCGCGGAUGAUCAAAAUGUUCCGGAACAAGUAUAUGCUGGCGGAUGGGCUAGUGAUCCGGCUACGGGGAUGAUGUAUUACACGGGAAGUUAUAGGAAUUCACAAAAGAAAAGAAAAAGGUCGUGGGGUUGGUUGACUGGCGGAAAGGAGGAGGAAAAUGUAUUAGAGAAGAGAGCACCGACGAGACCUUGGAUGCAGAUUUUAGAUGCGAGUGAAGGAGACGAUAAAGUGAAAUGGUUGGAGGGAGCAGGAAGAGGGCCGACUUUGUUAUACGGAACGUUACAGUAUGUCAGAUACGGGAAGAAAGGGAUUCUAGUGGGCUUUGGUGGAGUUGAUCCCGACGACCACAGCCAAUUCGCGGAUCCCAACGUGGGCUCGUACAGAGACAUGCGAGAUAUCUUUGUCUUUGAUAUCGAUUCUCAGCGAUGGUUCACGGUACAAGCGACUGGUGGAAAUGGAAUCAGAGACAUCCCAGAUGGCCGUCUAAGCUUCUGCUCCGGCGUAUCAGCGGCCCCAGACGAUUCAUCCUUCCAAAUCACAAUCUACGGCGGCUACAAACUCUCCAACGUCGCUGCUACAAAUCGCGUCCACGUCCUCAUUCUUCCAACAUUUCAAUGGUUAGAUGUAACACCCAGUGAUCAGCGAUUGGGCGACGACCGAUGGGGUCGACAAACAAAUAAAUGUGCUAUGUGGAAUGACGCACAAAUGAUUGUAUUUGGUGGACAGAUCCAGGGCAACAAUGCAAGAAAUAAUACGCCAGUGAAUACGGGGGCAUGCAAUGCGACGCAUCCGCCGUUGGUAGUGCUUGAUACUACGGUUUUCGAGUGGACCGAUGAGUUCAAUCCGAAUCGGUCUUAUAGUCAGCCGAAGCAAGUUUAUGAGCUGAUUGGUGGAGACUGGCGAGGAUUGGCUGGUAGAAAGGAACCGCCUAAUGGGUUCGACAAUACACUGUUGGAAGAUAUAUUCGCCACGACAGUGCAGAGGAUAGACCAACCUACUGAUUUCUCGGUAACCUCACCAAGUCCCUCGACAUCUACAAGUGCAGGUAGCAAUCCGAAUAACAAUACCGACUCCGAACCAUCCGGUCCCAAUACCGCCGGAAUCGCAGGAGGAGUAGUAGGCGGUGUUUUAGGGAUCGCAUUAAUUGUAGGAUUGAUCUGGUUCUUCUUCAUUCGAAAACGACAACCAGAGGAGGAAGAUAUGCCUAGUAUUCCAUUGGCAACAGGUAUUGCACCGAUUGGAAGGCACCAGAUGAUGAGAUAUGAAAAGCCAGAGUUAGAUGGAAGUCAACAGCCUCUGCAAGCGCAAACCGGGGCUACGGGUAACGGAGAGGCAUUUGACGCACUGAAGCAAAACGCACAGCCUGGGAACGAAAUGGCCAUGGAACUGCCUGGAGAUGAGAGAUUAAGACCAGGCCUUGAGAGGGCGCCGUCGAACGGACGGUCGGUCUAUGAGCUAGAUAGCGGAGAGACGAGGGGUGAGCUGCCGGGAUCACGAUAA